AUGCUGCCUGUCCUGCUGAUCCUCUCAGGCCUGGGCCGGCUGACCUCCGCCGGCCAUCGUGAGUGUAGGACCUGCUCCGUCACUUAUGCCAUCAAAAUUGACCAGAAAAUAUACACUCUCCACCUUGAAAAACAGUCAUUUUUAGACCCUCAUUUCCUUGUGUAUGCAUACAACAAAUCAGGAACAUUGUAUCCAGAUUCUUCAUUUAUGAAGGGCCAUUGCCUUUAUCAAGGAUAUGCUGCAGAGGUUCCAAAAUCAGUUGUGACACUUAGCACUUGUUCUGGACUCAGGGGAUUAUUGCAGUUGGAGAACGUCAGUUAUGGCAUUGAACCAUUGGAAUCUGCAGCUGCAUAUGAGCAUAUGCUUUAUCAAAUAAAGAAUAAUAAAACUGAGUUUUUGCCCUUACAAGAAAAUUAUCCCACGACCCAAGUGGUAGAUCAGUCCUACCGGAUACUUGUGAAAUCAGAAAAAAAAUCAGAUGUUGAGCUAUUGAAAAGAAUUCUGAAAAUUCAAAUCAUUAUGGAUAAAGCCUUGUUUGAUUUAAUGGGCUCUGAAGUAGCAGCUGCAACUGAGAAAGUUGUCCAUAUCGUUGGUGUAAUCAACACUAUAUUUUCCCAGCUUAAAGUGACAGUUAUGCUAACUUCUUUGGAGCUCUGGUCUGAUCAAAAUAAGAUUUCGCUUAGUGGGGAUGCUAAUGAAGUACUACAAAGAUUUGUGUCAUGGAAAGAACAAUUUUUGUUUCAGAGGUCCCAUGAUAUGGCAUACUUAUUAAUUUAUAGGAACCAUCUUAAUUAUGUGGGAGCAACAUAUCAUGGAAUGGCAUGUAAUCCAAAGUUUGCUGCGGGAAUUGCUCUGUAUCCGCAGAUGAUAACUUUAGAUGCAUUUUCAGUUGUUAUGGCACAGUUGCUUGGAAUUAAUCUGGGAUUAACAUACGAUGAGAUCUACAAUUGUUACUGCCCAGGAACUACAUGCAUAAUGAAUCCUGAAGCAAUACAUUCCCAUGGUGUAAAGUAUUUUAGCAGUUGCAGCAUGGAUGAAUUUAAGCACAAGGUUUCACAGCCUGAAUUUGAAUGUCUUCAGAAUAAAACAGUUUCAGAAGUGGUUCGCCAAGGAAGAACUGCAAUUUGUGGUAAUAAAAUUGUGGAACCACCAGAACAGUGUGAUUGUGGUCUUCCAGAGGAAUGCACUCACAAAAAAUGCUGUAAUCCUGUAAGUUGUACUCUAAUUGGAAAUGCAGAGUGUGGCAGUGGACCAUGCUGUGAUAGAAGAACUUGUCUGAUAGCUGAAAGAGGACGUUUAUGUAGGAAAACGACAGAUCCAUGUGAUUUUCCAGAAUUUUGCAAUGGAACAUCUGAGGCUUGUGUACCUGAUGUGAAAUCUGCUGAUUUAGAACCAUGUAAUAAUAAUACUGCCUAUUGCUAUGAGGGAAUAUGCCGAGAUCCAGAUGUACAGUGUGAAGCAUUAUUUGGAAAAUUUGCUAAAGUUUCUACUUAUCUAUGUGCACAAGAAGUGAAUUUUCACGCAGAUCAAUUUGGAAACUGUGCCAAACAUGGUUGCAAUUUUCGGCAUAUCCUUUGUGGAAAGAUAGUUUGUCACUGGACACAUUCACAGAUAGUACCAGUAAAAACUUUUAAUGUUCAAUAUACUUACCUUGGAGGCCAUAUAUGUUUGUCAGCAUAUUUGAGAAAUGAAACACAAUCUUCAGAGUAUGAUUUUACUCAAGUGCAUAAUGGCACGAUAUGUGGUCAAAAUAAGUAUUGUUAUAAAGGAUUCUGUAGAGAAAGAAGUGAGAACCCAGUAAAAACAAAUUGUGACUCAGUAAAAAAUUGCAGUGGACAUGGGGUUUGCAAUAAUAGGUUUAAUUGUCACUGUGAUGUUGGAUAUUCUCCUCCAAAUUGUUAUCUAAAACCAUCAUCACCAGGAGGAAGUUAUAAUGAUGGGUAUUGGUUUCCAGAGGAGAAAGGUCAAAACAUACCUGCAAAACGACAUGCUGCUCCUGAAAAAAAUGGCCUCUUAAUCAGUUUCUACAUUUUUCUAUCUUUCCUUAUUUUAAUUGCCAUUAUUGCUCUUAAAUGGAAUAAAAUAAGAUUUUGGAACAGAGUGGAAACAGUAAGUGGAGAAUCUAUAUCAGAAGACAACAAUCGUAACAGCAACCAGUCAUCAAGUUAAAGUGACUAAACAAUGUCAAAAAGCCAUAGGUUGGAAAAAGGAUAUUACCAAGAUGCUAACCAUUAAUUGACCUGAUUCAAGAAUGAAAAAAAAAAAAAAACCUAUUCUCUCUUUUUGUUAUGGCUUAAAGCUUUUCAACUUCACAAACAAAAAUAAAUCCUGAGAGUGAAAGUA
This is a messenger RNA of Herpailurus yagouaroundi (jaguarundi), 2343 nucleotides long. Its product is annotated as A disintegrin and metallopeptidase domain 3-like. Gene Ontology annotation, biological process: binding of sperm to zona pellucida; male gonad development; cell adhesion. The coding region runs from base 1 to 2169 and encodes 722 amino acids. Lineage: Eukaryota; Metazoa; Chordata; Mammalia; Carnivora; Felidae. The record is from RefSeq and is a predicted model, not a curated record. Gene Ontology annotation, molecular function: metalloendopeptidase activity. The transcript has 20 exons. Gene Ontology annotation, cellular component: plasma membrane.